AUGUCCUCCGCGUCCCGAUUCUUAGUUUCGCAAUUGACCUCCCAGGACCACAGACAAUUGAAUAAUCUAGCCGGAAGGGUUACAGAGUAUGAGGAUUUAUUGAGAGAUAUCAGUCCUUAUGUCGAUAAAGGAAUCGCAGAUCGUAUUAUAGCUACACUGGACAAGUAUGCUGCCGGCAGUGAAACGGCCCAAGGUGAGGAGUCACAGGCAGAUGAAAUAAGUUCUUCCUCAUCUGUUGGGUCCCUGGACAAAAUCGACCGUGUUGAAGAAGACUUAAACCGAGCUCCACAGACUCGUGCGACAGGGUAUAUGGGGAAGAAUUCCGAAGUCACUUGGAUGCAAAGCCUACAAAAGAAGACGGAACAUCGCUCUCAAAAGCUGGCUGGCCCAUCCGAGGCUAAAGCUGACGAUCAAUUUUCAAUUCAUUGUAUGAGUUAUCACUUAGAUAACAUGGAUAUCUCUGUUCCUGGGCCAGUGCAAGUUUAUACGAUGCCGCCGCAAUCCGUGGCAGACAGACUUUUUGAAGACUUCUUGGAUACCGUCUAUCCAUUUUUCCCCAUCAUCAACCGCCCUCUUUUCCGCUCACAGUAUCAGACUUUCUCCGGAGGCGCGGCAAGGCCCGGUGACAAGUGGCUGGCAAUCUUGAAUCUUAUCUUUGCCAUUGCUGCCAAACAUGCCCAUCUAACACAAGCCCCCUGGCGAGGCGAAAGCCACGAUCAUUUAAUGUACCUGACCCGCGCUCGUACUCUCAGCAUGAACGGGGACGUCCUUUUUAGUCACCCUGAUCUUCAACAAGUUCAGGUUGAAGGCUUGACCGCGUUUUAUCUACUCGCUUGCGAUCAACUUAAUAGGGCCUGGAGAGUCGCAGCGCUGGCAGUACGGUCAUCCAUAACCCUUGGACUGAACUUGAAGAACACCAGUGACGCCACGGUUGCCGCCUCCAAGGAAGCGCGCUAUAAGGUCUGGUGGUGUGUCUACACACUAGAGCACAUGCUUGGGAUCAUGACCGGUCGGGUUACUUGCAUUUUAGGUGGGGUUUGCAAGACGCCUUUCCCUCUUCCUUUCGACGAGGAGCAACUGUCAGAGCCAGGUGUUGCUGAGAUCCUCGGCAACCACGAUCUGCAUUUGGAAUUAAUCGAAUCAAAGUUAUCUUGCUAUCAGAUACGGCAUGUGCUAUUCGAUCCUCAAGGCGUUAAGAAACCGAAUUACACACAAAAAAAAGAUGAAGCUUCAUGGCUAAAGAGCCAGCCUCACAGUAGCGCACUUGGUUUCCUCUAUUACGCUGACCUGGCGGUCAUAACUCAGGAGAUAGUCAAUCAGGUUUAUUCUCUAGAUUGCUGCACAAUGCCGUGGGACCAUAUUGAGAGCCGGAUUAGGUAUCUGAGAACUCGAGUUGAACUUUGGCAGUCGAAGCUCCCACAUGCAUAUGAUUUUACCAAUCUGAGAGACCAGGGUCAGGAGAUGCUCCGUACAAAGCUUCUCUUGGGAUUUCAUUAUUACAGCUCAUGGAUUACACUAGGCCGUCCGUGUCUCUGUCGUCAUGAUUCCCAACCGACCCUCUCAGAUCAGAGGUAUAUGUUCAGUCACGAGAUGGCACUGGUUGCACUGGAGUCUUCUCGCCUUAUGCUUGACCUAAUUCCCAAUUCUCCUGAUCCUAUUUGGCUCUACCAGACUUGUCCGUGGUGGUGCAUUCUGCAUUAUCUCAUGCAAUCAGGAACCAUCCUUCUGAUAGAACUAUCUUUCGGUUGUAUUCACCAGCCUGAGGAGGAGACGAAUAUUCUAAAAUACAGCAGAAAAGCCGUUCUCUGGCUCUUGGCCAUGUCCGACUACAGCCUCGCAUCCCGCCGUGCCUGGGAACUCUGUGACAGUAGCUUGCGGCGGAUUGCUCAGGACAUGGACUACGACGUAGGCCUUUCACUCGACUUGAACCAACGGCAACGUCAGGAGGAAUUGUCGCUCCGUCAGAAGUCGCCACCCAGGUCGAAAGCCCACACUACUGAAAGCUCACUAUCGGGCUUGGCCACUUCUGAUCAUGGUUUCCCAUUUGAUCCGAUAAGCGGCGAAUUAAUCCGGUCUUUUUUCCCAUUCAUCGAAGAGGAAGACCCGUGGGACGACAUUUGA
Aspergillus ruber CBS 135680 is the source of this 2121-nucleotide messenger RNA. RefSeq names its product fungal specific transcription factor domain-containing protein. Gene Ontology annotation, molecular function: zinc ion binding; DNA binding. Gene Ontology annotation, biological process: DNA-templated transcription. The coding region runs from base 1 to 2121 and encodes 706 amino acids. The transcript is spliced from 3 exons. NCBI's taxonomy places the organism in Eukaryota, Fungi, Ascomycota, Eurotiomycetes, Eurotiales, Aspergillaceae. The record is from RefSeq and is a predicted model, not a curated record.